AUGUCUGCGAACGACACACUACCACCUCCUUACACGACCCGUCAGCUCCGCCGCUACACCCGCUACCCCAAACUCUACGCCGAGCGAAGAUAUCCGCACCCCUCUCAUUCCUCCAACCAGCCCAAUCAGCCAUUCCCGCUCAUGAAGAUCCCCAUCGAACUACGCUACAUGAUUUAUGCAUGCGCCCUCACCCUCCCCUCCCCCAUCGAACUCUGGCCCGAAACCGACAGCCCCAUCGCCUCGCAUCAAAUUGUGACCGCAAACCGCAACAUGCAGUACCUGAAAGUCAAGAUGCGGCGAUGCGGCGUCAACCUGAACUUGCUGAGAAGACCGAGUGGCGCUUCAGCGGGAUAA
Alternaria arbusti is the source of this 354-nucleotide messenger RNA. RefSeq lists its product as uncharacterized. The record is from RefSeq and is a predicted model, not a curated record. The transcript has 2 exons. NCBI's taxonomy places the organism in Eukaryota, Fungi, Ascomycota, Dothideomycetes, Pleosporales, Pleosporaceae. The coding region runs from base 1 to 354 and encodes 117 amino acids.